Messenger RNA from Monopterus albus (swamp eel), 3567 nucleotides. RefSeq names its product toll-like receptor 8a (gene tlr8a). NCBI's taxonomy places the organism in Eukaryota, Metazoa, Chordata, Actinopteri, Synbranchiformes, Synbranchidae. Gene Ontology annotation, cellular component: plasma membrane. Bases 82 to 3174 code for a protein of 1030 amino acids. Gene Ontology annotation, biological process: positive regulation of interleukin-6 production; canonical NF-kappaB signal transduction; toll-like receptor signaling pathway. The transcript has 2 exons. Gene Ontology annotation, molecular function: pattern recognition receptor activity; protein binding. The record is from RefSeq and is a predicted model, not a curated record.
GAAAGACUGAAAAGUGCCAGAACUUCACGUUUUCAAGAUUGUCAUUAACAGACUGUGAGGGAUCAAUACAAUAAAUGCACAAUGACUGCCACAUGUUGGAUGCACUUGAUGCUGUUCUGUCUGUCUUGGCAUUAUGGGAUCCAGCCUGCUGCAUGUAAACCUGAAUGGAUGUUACCACGAUUCCCUUGUGACGUCUCAGCCGCCAAUACCUCUAUGGUCAUAUUUGACUGUAAAGGGCGCCAUCUGUAUAAAGUACCUUAUGGAAUAACAAGUAAUGCAACUGAGCUCGACUUAUCAAACAAUUACAUUAAGAAUAUUUCGACAGAUUCAUUUUCUAAUUUGUUGAAUCUGACUAAACUCAAUCUCAGCUGGGCAAACAGUAAAAAACCAUUGAUCAUUGCUGAAAAUGCUUUCAAAAAUUUGACAAACCUGAAGGAACUAAGACUGCCUGGCAACGGUCUGGGUGAAAUUCCCAGCAACCUCCCUCUCAGUGUGGAAAUCUUUGAGUUCAGCAAUAACAAGAUUAUAUGGUUGGAUAACACAAGCCUUGCUGGUUUAACAAACGUGACACACCUGUAUUUUUCCAAAAACUGCUACACGUUGGAUCCUUGUGACCAAUCUGUUACUAUCAUGGAGGGCAGCUUUGCCGUUAUGACCAAACUAGAGGCUCUGGACUUAUCCUAUAACAACUUAACCCAUGUUCCCAAGGGAUUACCUCAGUCCUUAAGAACAUUAAAGCUAGGCUCUAACAAAAUAGAGUGCAUAUCUGAAGAUGAUUUCCUUGGGCUACAUAAUUUAAAAAUCCUAAAACUACAAGGGAACUGUCCGAGAUGUGAAAACGCUCCAUAUCCCUGUGUUCCUUGCCAAAAUGGUUUUCUUCACAUCCAUCCUAAUGCCUUUGACAAUGUAGCACAGCUUACGGUGCUGCACCUGGGAGGAAACUCACUGACACACCUGAACUCCUCCUGGUUUACAAAGCUGAGCAAGCUUAGAGAAUUGUUCCUGUCCUUUAACUUCUUAAUAACAGCGAUUACCAAGGAAGCAACAUUUCUAGCUUAUCUUCCAAAGCUUAAAAAACUUGAUCUCUCUUUCAACUUUGCUUUGAAGUCAUACCCUACAACAUUAAAUCUUUCACAAGAGUUUUCCAAACUUGUGUCACUAAGAACUUUGCAUUUGCAGGGUUUGGUCUUCCAGAAUAUUGGACCAGGCACACUCAGUCCUUUGUACGAGCUCAAAAAUCUGUCUGCAUUGAACUUAGGAACUAAUUUCAUUAUUCAUUCUGAUUCCACCAUAUUCAGCCAUUUCUCCCACCUGAAAAUGAUAUACCUUGGAGAAAACAGGCUGUAUCCCACUCCGGUGAAAAGUCCACCAUUUAUGAGUGACAACUCCAAUCAGCGGUCAGACAUGUCUAUUUCACCAUUUGUUGUAUCCUAUCCCAAAGACUUUUCAUUUGAGAUAUCACACAGCCUUAUCAAGCAAGAGUGUUUUGACUCUGGACGAGUGCUAAUUCUCAGCUCAAAUAAUUUGUUCUUUAUUUCUCCAAAGCAAUUUGAUGGCUAUGGAAAUAUUGCAUGUCUUAACCUCUCAGGAAAUGGGUUUUCAGCAGCACUUAAUGGUACAGAGUUCUCCUCGCUGCCUAAUCUGACAUACCUGGACCUGUCAUUCAAUAAGAUUGAUCUGGUCUAUGACAACGCCUUCAAUGAACUGAAGAAACUACAAGUACUAGACCUCAGUUAUAACUCUCAUUACUUCAAAGCAUACGGAAUAACACAUAAUUUAAAUUUUACAAAAAAUCUGCCUGCUCUGAGAGUACUGAAUAUGAGUCAUAAUGACAUUGACACUUUAACAUCGAAACAGAUACACAGCCAAUCAUUAACAGAACUUCAGUUUACAAAUAAUUACCUUGGUACUCUUUGGAAAAAAAGGGAUGGCUCAUACAAGAUGCUAUUUACUAAUCUUACUAACUUGACAAUUUUAGAUAUAACCCACAACAGCAUUACAAAGAUUCCUGAUGAUGUUUAUGAAUAUUUGCCACGUAACCUUACCUUACUGCGCAUAAGCCAUAACUUACUCACUGAGUUUAAAUGGGACAAACUGAAGCUUUUCCAUCAUCUUCAAAUUUUAGACCUGAGUUCCAAUGAUCUAUCUGAUGUGACAGGUAUAAACUCAAACAUCAGUCAUACUUUGACUUUCCUUGACCUGAGUCAUAACAACAUUGUCCACCUGGACAAAGAAUUGAUAGAGGAAUGUCCAAAAAGCCUUAAGACUCUUAAUCUUAGCUACAACAAACUGACCAUCAUCAGUCAACCCACCUUACAAUCAAACCCUAAUAAUCACAUUCAGACUUUGUUCUUGCAGAGAAACCCAUUUCACUGUACCUGUGAUUCAUUAAAUUUCAUUCUGUGGAUUGAAAAUGGUGAUGUAAAGAUCCCAAAACUUACCUCAGACGUGACAUGUGAGACGCCAGUAAACCAGAAGGGUCACAAGCUGAUAGACUUUGACAUUAAUCAGUGUGUUAAUGACAUUCAGGCAUUCCAGCUCUAUGUUCUCUCAACUUCCUUCACUAUUGCUUUUAUGUUUGUAGCAACCGUUGCUCAUUUGUUUUACUGGGAUGUUUCCUAUGUGAUACAUUAUCUAAAAGCUAAGCUGAAGGGAUACAGUUCCUUGAACUCAUCAGGCAGUAUAUAUGAUGUCUUUGUGACUUAUGACACCAGUGAUUCACAUGUCUCUGAGUGGGUGAUGAGAAAUCUGCGAGUGAAACUGGAAGAGGAAGGAGACAAGCAUCUUCCUCUGUGUCUGGAGGAGAGGGACUGGCCCCCGGGAGUCCCGCUGGUAGAUAACCUCACUCAAAGCAUCCAAUACAGUCGCAAGACUCUGUUUGUCCUAACAGAGGGCUACGUUAAGACUGGGACUUUCAAGAUGGCAAUGUAUCUGGCUCAUCAAAGACUGCUGGAUGAAAAUGUGGACGUGAUUGUGCUGCUGAUGCUGGAGCCUGUCCUGCAGCACUCUCACUUCCUGAGGCUGAGGAGAAGGCUGUGUGAGGAAAGUGUCAUAGAGUGGCCGAGAACAGCAGCCGCAGAGCCCUGGUUUUGGCAAAGCCUGAGGAAUGUCAUGAGGGUAGACAAUCAGGUGAUAUACAACAAGACUUACUCCAAGUACUUCACGAACAAGUGAAGCAGGAUGAAGAAUGGGAAUUAUUUAUAACUUCAAACUGUGGACAAUAUUAUCUGGAGCUUGUUUUGAAUCCAUUGUUCUAUAGCAAUGCUGGUUUGGACUUUUGCACAUUUUAUCACUCAAUCUGGGACUUAACACAAGACAAUUAAAGACCUGAUUUCAUCAUCUUCGCUGGCAGAGUUACUCUGAUAUCGAAUCUCUUGCAAAUGUCUCUUGUAGAUAUGUGCAGAUAUUAUGGCACAGACUAUAAGUAAAUUAAUCCAUUUUCAAAACAGUGCCAUUUUGUAAAUGUUUCUAUCUAUCAGCUGCUCUACAUUUAACCAAGAAAAUAUAUUUAACAUCAUAUGUUCAACCUACAAGAGCAAGACUUACAUUAGGCUACACAAGAACACA